AUAAUAAUAAUUAAAAAACAAUAAAAUAAUAUAACUCUCUCUCUCUCACUAUGUAAACAUUUAUACAUUUUCUUUCUCUCUCUUCCAUGGUGGAACGCGGUGGAGUCAGAGUCGCCGGAAGAAGACAUAAAAUCGAAGUACGAAGACCGAAAUUAGAAACUCUAUCUGGAACUCUAGGGUUUACGAAUUUCUGAAUUCGUUCAAGAAGAAGAAGAAAAAUGCCACUCUCGAAGUACCUUAUAAGAAACGAGUACGGUUUAUCGGAUCCCGAGCUCUACCGUGCCGCCGAUAAAGAUGAUCCCGAAGCUCUUCUCGAAGCUGUUGCUAUGGCUGGUCUCGUUGGACUCUUGCGCCAGCUCGGUGACCUUGCCGAGUUUGCUGCUGAGAUCUUCCAUGAUUUACAUGAAGAAGUAAUGGCUACCGCUGCAAGAGGCCAUGGUCUUACGGCUCGUGUUAAACAGCUUGAGGCUGAAGUUCCUUCACUUGAAAAGGCCUUUUUCUCUCAAACUCAUCAUUCAUCAUUCUUUACUAAUGGAGGGAUUGAUUGGCAUCCCAAUCUUCGGUCUGAACAAAAUCUCGUUACUCGUGGAAACUUACCUCGAUUGAUAAUGGAUUCAUAUGAAGAAUGCCGAGGUCCCCCAAGACUGUUCCUUCUUGAUAAGUUUGAUGUGGCUGGGGCUGGGGCAUGUCUGAAGCGUUAUACUGAUCCAUCAUUCUUUAAAAUGGAGUCAGCUUCAUCCGUAACAGCCACAGUACAAGUCCUCAGGGAAAAGAGAAAUCGUAAAGUCAAGCAGAAGAAAGGAGCACGGUUAAGGAAUGGAGAAGCUCCUAAUGCUGUACCAAAAAAUGCAAAAUUACAUCAGCUGCUUCUUGAGGAACGUAUUGAGAAUGGUUAUAGUAAUCCUGCGCGUCUAGUGAAGUUGAAGAAAAGACAAUUGAAUGGACCAUCUAUUGAAGCAAAGUCAGGGAAAAGUUACAUGGAGAAAUUUCUAGAUACUCCCUCACCUGAUCAUAAAAUGAUUUGUGAAACUUCAAUCUUUCCACUGCCUGUAAAACCAACAGCAGAUGAUACUAGCGAAGCAGGGAUUAAAAUUCUUGAAAUCAGUAGCACUAGUCCUGUGAAAAAAUCAAUUGGAGAUGAAAACACCUGUUCAUCCCCUAAUGAGCUGGAAUUAGAACUAAAACAAUUUCCAGAAGAGGUUGGUGAGACAAAUGGAGAUGUUGUGAUGGUGAAAGAACAAAUUUCAGUGGGUGUAACAGAUAAAAUGUCUUUUAAUGAUGUCAAGGUGUGUGAUGAAACAGAAUUGGCAAUCAAUGAACAAAGGAAAAUUGAAAGCAGCUUAAUUAGGUACCAUUCUGAUGAUGUGACAAGUGAGGUUGACAACUACUUGGAUGCUUUAACUACCAUGGAGUCAGAAUUGGAAACAGAUGAUGAAUAUAAACCUAAAAAAAACUUCUUGAAUAUUCAAGAAGUGACGGAUACCAAUAAUAAACAUAAUAUACAAGCUCGAUUUUCAGAUUCUCAAUCAUUUGGAGGCUCCUCAUCAUCUGAUGACAUUAGCUCAUUCAAACAAGAGAGAAAUGAGGAACAUAUUGGAGUCAAAGCUCGGUUAUCAGAUUCUCACUCAACUGGAACCUCCUCCUCAGAUAAUAAUAGCUCAUUCAGAAGAGAUGAAGAUGAGCAUUUAGAACAUCAAGCUCACUUUUCAGAUUCUCAAUCUACUGGGAACUCCUCUGCGACAUUUAGUUCUUCCAAGAAAGAUAAAUCUUAUUUCCCUCUCUCUGAUUCAUUGAGCACUGUGGUUGAAAAUAUACAAUCUGAACCUAUUUUAUCCACAACUACUAACUAUUGUGAUCCAGAGAUUGAAGGCACAUCAUCCAAUCAGCUUCCCAAAAUUGUUCAGUUUCAGAAUGCAGAUAGUAGGAAGUUUAAUGCACAUGUUCAUGAAGAAGAAAUUUCAGAGCCUGGGCAAGCCUCGCCUGAUCUGUUGACUUCAGGACAGGUGUCAUGUUCUGAUCUUGAACCUACCAAACCAGGGACUCUACCUGCAGGGACUCGGUCAGAUGAAACCGUUUCUGACAAUGUUGAGCUUAAUAUAAGAUUAGGCAAUGAUGCAGAUGGAACAGGUCUUCUUGAAUCUGUUGCUUUGAAACCUUCUUCUUCCUCCCUAAUAGAAGAUGAUGCUUACCCAGGGGAUUCUUCUGAUAAAAUUUCAUUGCGCAACUUAGUUGAUGAUGAUCCUCAUAUUCAUUCUCAAGAUUUGUUACAAGUUUCCAAUGAUUCACAAGAUGAUUCCCUUUGUUCAUCCAUCGAAGAAUUAGACUUGAAAUCAGGUCUUAAUGUGGUGCUUGAAUGUCAAGGCUCAAAAGAUGAGGAUUGUAUUGGUAUUGCCCGCCAACUUAAUCCAACUGUUGAGCUAUCUUCUGGUUUAACUCGCAAUAAUCCACAGGGUGAACCAAGCUCAACAGAAAUUGAAGUUUUGUUUUCUGAUCUUCAAUCAAAUUAUGGAAAUAAACUAAAAAUGGUGCAUGGUGAUGAAAUAACUGGAUCCAGCAGCAGUGUUGAUCCAGUUGAAGGUGAUGGUCAUUUUAAAAAUCCAUCUUCUCCUUAUGACCAUUGGAUGGUAAAUGGUGUGAUCACUGAAAUUGUUGAGUCAAAAGAUCAACCUGCAUAUUCCAUUCCUUCUGUUGAUAGUGCUGAAAAUGACGUGGGUAUCAUUGCUUGUCCAGCUUCAGGUUUGGUUUAUUCUCCAUCAAGGAGCCUUUCAAAUCCGCAAGAACUAGUCCCUGCUUCUUCAGAUUCUUAUCAGAUGGAAUCCAAUGAAGUGGAAUUGACUCAAAUUUCCAUGGACUCGAAUACAGAGACAAGUGAGAAUCAAUUGGCACCAUUGUUAGAUAAAACAUCAUCUGAUAUACAUUCUCCAACGGCUAAUCUUACAGAAUUUGAAGAUUCUCUUUCUUUAGCAAAUCCAAAUGAGAAAGAGUUGGAAGUCCAUCAGGAAGUUGCCAGAGAAUCUUUGACAGAGCUAGAGGGACAGAAUAUUGUGGGUCAUCGAGAUAUUGUUUCUGCUGAUGUACAAAUGAGCCUAAACAAAUUGGUUCCCUGUGAUAUUUCAGAUUUGGAAAAUGAUAUUGAAAAUUCAUCUCCUAGGGAGCAAAUCCAACAGAGGGCUUUUUUGGAUAAUACAAAAAUGGUUCCUGAGUUUUCUGGGUUCGACUCCCAGCAGUCACAAUCUACAAUAUAUGGCCAGAAUGAUCUUUUACUGAAUGACAGAGAUAGUUUUUCAUCACCACCUUAUAACCAGUUGGACUCUGAAACUUAUUUAGAGACACACUUACAAUCUGAUGUUGGUGAACAAGAUGGAGAGUUUCCCCUCAAAUAUAAGGAAAACUUUACCUCUGAGAAAUCUCAAUCUGAGCAGACACAGAUAUAUCAAUUGAAGCAAGAAGGCACUCAUUCUACUUCUGAAUCUGUUUCAGAAAUCGCUGAAGAUGAAUCGUCAUCUUAUUCUUCCCUGCAGUCAUCUGGCCUGGGGAUUAACCCUGCACAAUAUGUUGUGGAUUCGUCGAAGCCUCUUCUUCCUGACCUCUUUCCCAAGGCAACUGAAGACAAACUUGAUGAGGUGCCACCUAUGCCUCCUCUUCCUCCUAUGCAAUGGAGAAUGGGCAAGGUUCAACAUGCUUCCCUAGAUUCACAUAGAGAGGUGUUAGAAGUCCAUCAGGCUUCAGUCCAACCAAUGCUGCCAAUUAUGCCCAAUAAGAAGUCUCAAUUUGGUUUGCCAGCUUCCAAUGGAGAGACCUUAUUUUAUCAGAAUCCAUUUUCGCCUGUCAUGGCUUUUGAAAGUGAUAAGCUCCAACAUUCUUCUGGGUUUUCUGUGGGUGUUUCAGGGCAUCCUGUUGCCUUACCUUUUCAGUAUCCCAUCAUGGUUAAUGAAGCAGAUGGUCAGUAUAAUUACCUAGUGUUGGACCAAAACCAAAUUCAGAAUCCCUUCUUAACGCUACCUGUGGCAUCUACAAGCAUGCAUCAGCCUCGUGGUUACAUUGUUGCUUCUGAGGGAGAAAUGGUACAGACUUCAAAUCCUUAUGCACCAAUACUACCUGCUGCGUAUGCUGUAUCUGGUCAUGAUUCCAUGUCUUCACAAGUUGAACCAAUUCAACAUCCAAGUCAAGUAAUGACAGAGACUAGUGAAGAUGAUAAAACAAUUGAGCAGACUAUACAUAAUGUAGUGUCUAGGGAUGGGCCUCCCAACAGUCAUAUUAUUACUUCUGAGGGAGAAAUGGUACAUGAUUCCAAUCCAUGCCUUCCAAUACCACCUGCCGAAUGUGAUAAUUCCGGAUAUGAUUCCAUCUCUCCUAUAGAAAACGUGACUCAAUCUCCUAGUCAAUUAAUGACAGAAACUCGUUCAGAUGAUACAAUACUUCCGCAGCAUAUGGAUGAUGUUAUAUUUAUGGACAGGCCUCCACACAGUCACAUUAUAGAUUCUGAGGAAGAAAUGGUACAAAAUAAUAACCCAUGCUCUCCUAUACCAUCGGCUGAAUCUGCUGUUUCUGAACAUGAUUCCAUCUCUCCGGAAGAAAAACCAACUCAACCUCCAAGUCCAUUACGGAUAGAGACUAGUUCAGAAACAACUAAUCAUUAUGUAAGUAAUGUAGAAGAGGAACAAGGAAGAUUGUUUAUUUCACACAUGUUGCCACCAAACAUGGAAAGUGUGGAUCCCAAUCAGAGUUUCCUACCCUUUGAGGGGGAAAUGUCAUCCUUGGAUCCUUCUGCUCAAACAUCAGAUUUUGGGAGUGAAAGGAUAAAUGGAAAACCAAAGCAUAAGAUUCCUCGUCCUCGGAAUCCUCUAAUUGAUGCCGUUGCUGCUCAUGACAAAAGCAAGCUUAGGAGAGUUACUGAACGGAUCAUGCCUCAAAUAGCACCAAAGUUAGAUGAAAGAGAUUCAUGGUUAGAACAGAUAAGAACAAAGUCAUUCAGCUUGAAACCGGCUGUGGCUACACGACCUAGCAUUCAAGGUCCAAAAACAAAUUUGAAGCUUGCCGCCAUCUUGGAAAAAGCUAAUUCAAUUCGCCAGGCUUUGGCUGGAAGUGAUGAAGAUGAUGAGGAUAGUUGGAGUGAUUCUUGAUUUCACUCUGGAAAGUGUUCUCAGUUAGCAGAUAUUUUGAUGUUCUGGUUCUGUCUUUGAACCAGGUCUAAAAAGUCAUUCUCACCUGUAACGAAUAGGAAAUCUCCAUGAAGUCAUUCUAGUUCUUCUAUAACUUAGGAUAGAUCUUCCUCUUGGUUCUCUUCCACGCAUUUAUACAUGAACAUUGGUCCUAGCAUGCGAAUUAUAAUCAAUGCAGAUCCAUUUUCAGAGGUGAAUUCACUUCACUCAAAACAGAUAAGGCUCAGCGUACAAGCACUGUACCAAUCCAGAUUAAUCCAUCAACAAAUACCCCAUGCAUACCGUAUAAGCAAGUGUAUAUUUGUAUUUGUCAUGAAUAUCCAAUUUUGAAAUUCUGUAAUUUAGUGUUUCGUGAUAAUUACCCUAGUUAUUGUAGUUCAUCUGUGCCCAGUGUAGCUAAAUCAUUAUAUAAUGUACAGUUUCUAGCAUCUCCUUAGUUCAUUUAUACACUCUCUCUAUGAGUACUGACUGUUGUCAUAUAUCACAAACGCCUACUUCUGUUGUGCAUGCAUAAGUGAAUCAAAUAUGCAUAUAUUAUUACAUUAAUCCCAAUGAUAUUUUAUUUAUUUAUUUUA
Cicer arietinum (chickpea) is the source of this 5737-nucleotide messenger RNA. RefSeq names its product protein SCAR2. Gene Ontology annotation, biological process: actin cytoskeleton organization; positive regulation of Arp2/3 complex-mediated actin nucleation. Gene Ontology annotation, molecular function: Arp2/3 complex binding; protein kinase A regulatory subunit binding. The record is from RefSeq and is a predicted model, not a curated record. NCBI's taxonomy places the organism in Eukaryota, Viridiplantae, Streptophyta, Magnoliopsida, Fabales, Fabaceae. Gene Ontology annotation, cellular component: cytoskeleton.